AUGAGAGGAUCGAGCAGGUACCUGCAUGGCCCACAAGACUACUCAAUCAAUGACCACAGGUGGCGGCUGACGCAGAAAUCGCCACAGUUCCUCCGGCGUACCUUGCCAGGUAUCAGAGCAGUCGUUGCUCAAGCACUUCUGCAAUGCUACCGUCUGACAAAUCCUAAUUUCGAAGAGCUCAUUGUCGACGUUGAGACACGGGAACACGCCGAAGCGGCGUCUGCACUUGUACCUAUGAAGGUGACCCCAAGUGUUCAAAACAAUGUGCAAGUCGUCUCGAGAAAGCAAAAAAAGUGUACACAUGGCAAGAAGAGGAAGAGGGACCAGCCUGGGAUCAGGAUGUUAAACAGGCCGGUUGAGUCAUCAAAGAAGAAGCGCAAAAUAGAUGUAUCCGUGCUCGGUCUUGAAGGUCCAUGCCAGUCAACAAAGCAAGCUACCAAUACUUGUAAGCAGAAGCUCUGCCUUGAAAGCGCUUCGAGUUCAGAGCCCAUGCAACCUCAGCGAAACUCCAUGAAGCAAAAAGCAAGCCAGCACAAAACCACAACCCCGAUCGACCCAACACCUCUACCACCCCACCCGAGUGGCUCUACGACUCCGGAACUCCAUCAACAACUUCCUCCCAAUGCAUAUCUCACACUGAAAGAUUCUUUCGAGAAGCCUGUUUGGCGCUGCGGUAUCAGACAUGCUAUGGGUCAUUGCUACAAUGCCGGCGAUCGCAAAAACUACCCUGGGUGCUUCACCGCACUCUCCGACAACGUCAAUGCAAAAGUCAUGGACUUCUACCUUCCCUCGCGUACGCACUUUCACCAACCCAAGCCCGCGUCGCGCUGGCGCCCAAGCAAGCCGUUCGGUCGCACCCGGCGCUCUACGUGUCUGAGCCAUAACAGUAUCGCAAAGGAAGCGUAUUGGUCCACCAUAGUCACUGGUUCGACUGAAAACGAUGCACUCAGAAUCGCAGUUGAUGUUGUGACUGAGCAGAUCUAG
Messenger RNA from Ascochyta rabiei, 984 nucleotides. RefSeq lists its product as uncharacterized. Lineage: Eukaryota; Fungi; Ascomycota; Dothideomycetes; Pleosporales; Didymellaceae. The transcript has a single exon. The record is from RefSeq and is a predicted model, not a curated record. Bases 1 to 984 code for a protein of 327 amino acids.